Messenger RNA from Colius striatus (speckled mousebird), 1162 nucleotides. RefSeq names its product integrin binding sialoprotein (gene IBSP). Bases 58 to 975 code for a protein of 305 amino acids. NCBI's taxonomy places the organism in Eukaryota, Metazoa, Chordata, Aves, Coliiformes, Coliidae. Gene Ontology annotation, biological process: extracellular matrix organization; cell adhesion; ossification. Gene Ontology annotation, cellular component: extracellular region. The record is from RefSeq and is a predicted model, not a curated record. The transcript has 7 exons.
AUCUGUGCCAGCCGACUCCGCGGGUAGCCAUCGCUGCUGAGGCAGGAGAAAGCAGCCAUGAGGAUUGCCCUGGUCUUCGCCUGCCUGGUGGGGAUGACGUGUGCCUUCUCGGUCAAGAGCUGGCUUUGGCGAGCCAAGUCGGACGACUCAGAAGAAAACACGGUGUUCAAGAACAGGCAUCCGUAUUACCUGUACAGAUAUGUCUACGUGCAUCCCCCACAGCAACAGUACCAGGAGAGUGACUCAUCAGAGGAAGAGGGGGAUGGCUCGGAGGAGGAGGAGGAAGGGGGGGAGAAAUACCAUGCUGGGACAAAGGCAGCAGGGCUCCCCACUGGAGCAGCUUCCCAGGACAGCCAGUGUGGGCUGGAAGGAGACAGCGCAUUCCCCCAGCAGGGCAAGAGAUGCCAGGAGCCCCUGAAGGGAAGCAGAAACAGAGCUGCUAGCAAGGGAGAUGACUCUGAAAAUGAGGAUAGCAAUGAGAAUGAGCAGGAGGAGGAAGAGGAGGAGAAAGAAGAGGUAGCUGAGAAUGAGAAUGGUGUCAACGGCACAAGCACCAACACUACUGAGGGGGCAGAUGGAUCUCAUAGCAAUGGCACUGCAGUGGCUGAGGAAGGCACCGGGGUGGCCGAGGAGGAGGAGGAGGAAGAGGAGGAGGAAGAAGAAGAGGAAGAGGAGGAAGAGGAGGAAAUUGAAGCUACCACUGCAGCCAGCACAACUGGUGAAGAGGGGCUGUCCCAGGCAACCACCACAGAUGACGGGGGACCCAUGGAUGCCACCACGACAGGGGAGCAGUGGGAGUACGAGGUGACAGCCAGGGCCCACAGCCGGGGGGAUGAGGGUACCACUGAUGGCAGCUACACGGAGCAAGAUGAGUACGCCCGUGGGGACAGCUACCGGGCCUACGAGGAUGAGUACGGCUACUACAAGGGGCAUGGCUAUGACGUAUACGGCCAGGAUUACUACUACAGCCAGUGAGCCAGUGGGGGUGGCCCUGGUGCUGCCCCCUACUUCCCCAUCCCACUCAGGACCAUGCACCUGAAGGCUCAUCCAGCCACCGCACACCAGAGGGGACACAUGGCAGCUUGCAGUGCACACUAGCUCCCUCACAGGCUUUUAUCCUUUGUAUCUCAGAAGGAGAAACAAAAUAAAGCAACUGAACUGA